AUGUUCAGCUGGAUACCAUUCACGAAACAAGACCCGGCCCUGAAAUCGGUUCGCAUUGCUGACCCGAUUGCUUCGAACAGCACGACAUUUACCGUCAGUUCAGGUUCCGAGCGUGUGGUCGAGGUUCGACGCGGCACAUCAUCUGGUCGCAGCGGAUCCAUCCAUUCACCCACAUCUAGUGGCGGCCGCAGCUUAAGCACCGAAGACAGUUGGAGUGAUCUAGGUGGCGACGAGAUCGAGCCAUCCGACUCGGCGUCACGGUCUCGCCAACCAUCAUCACGGCGACACACGACGGAGGUUCGUCCUGCUCCCCAACGGCGGGUCUCCUCUCGCCGUGUGGUACAGGAGCGAGAGGAGGAUUCGCCGCCGCCUAUCCGCCGACGAGCAACGCACACAUCGAGUCGACACCUACGCGCUGAGUCGAGGCGCACCCCUUCCGACGAGUCUGCCAGCGUGGCGUCCUACGAGGACUACCCUUUCGGCCACCAUGGCGGCGCACCGCAACCACCACCUCGUGCACCUUAUCCGCACCCCUCUGGAUACAGACACGUUCCUGCGCCGCCCCAUGGUGGCUUCCCGCCAAGUGUGAGUACUGCGCAAUACAGCGACCCUUAUGCAGCACAGCAAGCAUUAGUGCACAUGCAGGGCCAAGACCCUUUUGGCUACCAAGCCAACCCAUUCGCGCCGCAGGGUCCCCAGCAAAACCCUUUCUCUCCAAUGAGCUCUGCUGGUGGGACUAGCUACUUUCCCGAGAGCCAUGCCGCUGCACCUCAACACCUCCAUCGACCUGGCCCACCACAGCGGCCUCAGUCAUUCAUUGCACCAUCACAUUAUGGCUCUGAGCUCGCUGUAUCACCCUACCCAUACUCUGCGCAUCCCGGCAUGGGUAUGCCACCGUAUGGGUACCCACAAGUGCCAGGCUGGCCGUACCCAGGUCCUCCUUCGAUAUCUCAUACCAGCUCGCCUGCACCGCCAGGUGAGCCAAAGAUCAAUGCGGAGCUGGAGGCCUUGAAGGCUCAAUUCGCGGAAGAGAACGAUAAGCUCAAGGCGCAUUUGCAAAGUAAAGAUGAGGCCGAGAAGGCCAAAGCAGCGGAGGACUAUAAGAAGCUGCAGGAGAUGGUGAAGAAGUAUGAACAAGCAGCAGCGGCUGCUGAGGCUGCUGCGAUUGCGAAGAAAGCCGAGGAGGAGGCCGAGAAAAAGAAGAAGGCGGAGAUCGCAGAAGCCGAGAAGAAGGCCAAAGAGGGUGCCGAGAAGAAAGCUGAGGAGGCGGCCAAGAAAGCCAAAGAGGAGCAUGAGAAGAAGCUGGGAGAGGCGAAAAAGCUACAAGAAGAAGCCGAGAAGAAGCAGAAGGAGCUUGAAGAGGCUGUGAAGAAAAAUGCGCCAUUACCGGACUCCGACAAGUUGCCAAUCAAGUUCAGGGAUGCAGUGAACAGGACGUUCAGCUUUCCAUGGCACCUCUGCAAGACCUGGAAAGGUAUGGAGACACUCAUUCGGCAAGCGUUUCUGCACAUCGAUGUCCUCGGUGAGCAUGUCAUGCAAGGCCACUACGACCUCCAAGGACCAGACGGUGAGAUCAUCCUCCCACAAGUCUGGGAAACUGUAGUCAAGCCGGACUGGACCAUCAGUAUGCACAUGUGGCCCUUGCCUGAGCCCAAAGAAGAUAAGCGAGAGGAGAUCCACUACGGCCACGGCUCCGACCCAAUUGCCGACCUGUUCGGUGACCUGGGCUUUGGACCCCCAGGGGUCGACACGAAGAAGCCCAGGAAGGGCAAGGACGGCAAGAAGAAGAAAUCCACAUCACCAAUCAUCGACGUGCCUCCACCAGCACCAGGUCGCGGACACGGCCGCGGACACGGCGCUAUGCCACCGCCCCCGAACUUCCCACCUGGUAUCUUCCCUCCAGAUCCCUUGGCCGACUUUCCGGGCAUGGAACCACUUGUCAUGGACGUCAAGGACUCUCGACGACCAGCCAAAGGCUCGUCAAAGACCAAAGGCAGCAAGGAUAUUUCGCCCUUGACUGCGUGGAUGAUAGGCGGGGGUGCCAGGCCGUCAAAAAAAGAUGAUGAAAAACUUGAUCCUGUCAGACGGAGGUCUGUCACUAGUGGGAGUAGUCGUAGUGGUGGUAGUGGGCAGGGACAUGGUGAUCAAACAGCAUGUGCUGUUAUGUGA
Recurvomyces mirabilis is the source of this 2169-nucleotide messenger RNA. RefSeq lists its product as uncharacterized. NCBI's taxonomy places the organism in Eukaryota, Fungi, Ascomycota, Dothideomycetes, Mycosphaerellales, Teratosphaeriaceae. Bases 1 to 2169 code for a protein of 722 amino acids. The transcript has a single exon. The record is from RefSeq and is a predicted model, not a curated record.